UAAUCAACGUUCAUGUACUAUAGUAAUUCAUUCUGCAUAUGAUCAUAAUCACUCCUAGUGCAUAAUCGUGGCCCUCGCUUUAGAUCCUUUUAGGUGUUGACAUCGGUGAGGGUUUUAGCGUACUAGUCAUGGUGCUGCUGCCGUCGACUCAUCAUCUCCACUUUGACCCAGUCCUUGUUUGGGUAUUGUAUCAGUGUCAUCAGUUCUCGGACUUGAUUAGAGUAGAGUGGGCGGCAUACGCGGCUUUGAGCACGGUUACUUUUGUCGAUAUCCUUAUUGCAUCAUCGAUGUGGUAUUUCCUCGCUACCUCCCGCACUGGGUUCUCUAGAACGGAUUCCUUCAUCAACAAGCUUAUAGCUUACACCGUUAAUACUGGCUGUAUCACGAGUAUAGGUUCAGUGGCAACUAUAGUCACAUGCGCAGCGAUGCCAAACAACUUUAUCUAUCUUGGCGUUGCAUUUUUAGUAGCUAAAUUAUACGUCGGCUCGUUUCUCGCACUCCUGAAUAUGCGAUACUACUUGCAGGGCAAUGCGAACAAUAUCGAUUCCGUCAACACGCACCGUACGCGCCAAUUCCUCUACCGACCAGAGCCGCACAUUAGGGUGCCACAAGUGGAGGAGGAACUCCAGGCCUCCCAGGAGAACAUAUGUAAACAUGACGAUGAAGCGGAUUUCACUCAUCCUGUACAGAUUGACAUGCCACAGCCUCCACCGAUUGCCAUCACAGUUGAGAUAAGUUCUUUUUCGUCGGCUUAAUAGGUUGUCAUGCAUGUAUAUCGUCCGCCUGUCUCUUAUAGACUUUUGAGGCCACGGAUUAUAAUAUCGAUGACUACCUCUGUGCAUUCUGAUGUA
Suillus plorans is the source of this 851-nucleotide messenger RNA. RefSeq lists its product as uncharacterized. NCBI's taxonomy places the organism in Eukaryota, Fungi, Basidiomycota, Agaricomycetes, Boletales, Suillaceae. Bases 129 to 755 code for a protein of 208 amino acids. The record is from RefSeq and is a predicted model, not a curated record. The transcript is spliced from 8 exons.